Hyposmocoma kahamanoa is the source of this 702-nucleotide messenger RNA. Its product is annotated as peptidyl-prolyl cis-trans isomerase FKBP2-like. The record is from RefSeq and is a predicted model, not a curated record. NCBI's taxonomy places the organism in Eukaryota, Metazoa, Arthropoda, Insecta, Lepidoptera, Cosmopterigidae. Gene Ontology annotation, biological process: protein peptidyl-prolyl isomerization. The transcript is spliced from 2 exons. Bases 76 to 564 code for a protein of 162 amino acids. Gene Ontology annotation, molecular function: peptidyl-prolyl cis-trans isomerase activity.
CGGCGUUUUAUGGCGGUAACCUAAGACAAAAUAAUAACAAAGGUACUUUACAAUUUAUCUGAAUUAUAAAACAAAAUGAAGACUGCAAUUGCCAUUAUUUUUAUGUCUUCGCUAUUUGUAUUAGUCGAAGUAUUUGAUUCAUCGGAAAAUUUUAGCAAGCCUGACACUUUUCUUGUGCUAGUACUGCAUUUACCUCAUAAUUGUCGGGUGAGAACUCAAAAAGGGGACUUAAUUCACGUGCACUACAAGGGUACUUUUGAAGACGGCACUGAAUUCGACAGCUCAUAUCCUCGAAACAAUCCUCUAACCUUUAGAUUGGGAUCUAUGCAAGUCGUUAAAGGGUGGGGACAGGGUUUAUUGUACAUGUGUAUUGGAGAGAUAAGAAAACUCAUCAUUGGCUCGGACCUAGCGUACGGCGCUACAGGAGUUCCGCCGACGAUUCCUCCGUAUACAACACUGUAUUUUGAAAUUAAGCUGGUGGCAAUAGAACGUAACCCUGAAUUAGAUGAAUUAAACAAGGCUGUUAUUCUAGGCCCACCCGAUCCUCCUAAAAAGAAGAAAUAAGAAUGCCAGACAAAAAGUUAAAUGUGCGUUUCAUAUCAUGUAAAGACACAAUACAGGUAGAGACUCAAUACUCAAUAAUUGUAUUGCUCUCCAAGUACUCGUAGAAUAGAUAUUAUAAUCAUUUUAAGAACAUUUACG